UAAGGUUUCGGGUUUCUUUAUUUUUAAAUUAAUAAUAUGGCAAAUUUUUUAAAAUCAUUAAUUAUAGUUUCGGAAAAAGCAGCAAAUAUUGCACGAGCUUGUCGUUCAGAAAAAGAAUUAUUUGAAUUAUUAAUUGAAGAGAAAAAAGGUGCCGAAGGAAAUGAAAAACGUUUUUUCCAAGAUUUUAAAACGUUAGCGGAUGUUUUAGUACAGGAAACAGUUCGACAUGAUCUUGAAAAAGAGUUUCCCAGUUUAUGUGGAAAUAUUCGUGGGGAAGAAAGUAAUACAUUCAGUAAUACUUUAAAUAAAACAAUUACAGUGGAAGUGAAAGACGAUCACCAGGAAACUGUUGACCUGUUGUCGACGGUUUUAGAUGGACACACCCGUGCAGCAGAACUUUUAACAAAUGAAGUAUACAAAAAUGUUUGUUUUGAGUCAAUCAACUCAAAUAAACUUGAUAUCCCAGAUGAUAUUGAAUUAAAUUUAGACAACGUUGGAAUUUGGAUUGACCCUAUCGAUUCGACAUCGGAAUAUAUUAAUGGGUAUAUUUCAUCAAGUUCACAUACUGAAAUCCAUAGAAAAGGUUUACAAUGUGUAACAGUUUUAAUUGGUUGUUUUAAUAAAAUUACUGGUUUACCCAUUGCUGGGGUAAUAAAUCAACCAUUUUAUAAUUUUGAAAAUAACAGAUGGCAGGGUAAGUGUUUUUGGGGAAUUCAAACAAAUGGACAAGUUUUAACAUCUGAAGAAAUUGUCACCGAUUUAACAAAUAAUAUUGUUUUAAGUCGUAUUGAAAAAGAAAAUGUUCAAGAAAAAUUACGUGAAAAUGGUUUUAAUCUUUUAAAAACUGCCGGAGCUGGUUAUAAAAUCUUAACAGUUGUCUGUGGAUUAGUUGAUGCAUAUGUUAUAAGUCUCGAUACGAUUUUCAAUUGGGAUACAUGUGCUCCACACGCGAUUUUACAAGCUUUAGGCGGGAAUAUUAUUGAAUUUGAAUCAAUGGUAAUCAAUAAAAAUAAGAAUAUUCUUAAAUAUAACGAAAAUUUUGAUACAAAGACUAAAGAUAUUCAAGUAUGGAAACAUUCUUUGGGUGUUAUUGCGUAUCGAAAUAAUGAUGUUUUAGAAAAACUUAUCAAUGUACUCUCGAAUUAAAAGUAUUUAAUUUUAGUUAAUUUUAUUGUUCAAUUCAAGAAGGGUAUAAAAUUACUUAAGUAUUGUGAUUAAUGUUCUAAUUCAGAAUCUAUUUUUUAGAUUAAUUCUAUUCCUGUAUUUAAAAAAAAAGGAUCUUCCUACGGAAGCCUGAAUAUCUCAAUAGCUUUUUUUUUAAAGUGUCUACCCACAAAUAUAAAACCAACUAGUUCACUUUCAACCAGUGCACUUGUAACUUGUGGGACAUUAUGGAAACAAACCUUUUUGAAAAUGUCAGUCGGUAAUGACUAUUCUUUAAUUAGCCACUACCGAAACUGUCUAGAAUUAUUAAUAAUUGUAUGU
Molecule: messenger RNA, 1485 nt
Organism: Chrysoperla carnea
Lineage: Eukaryota; Metazoa; Arthropoda; Insecta; Neuroptera; Chrysopidae
Gene: Ipp
Product: inositol polyphosphate 1-phosphatase
Exons: 4
Coding region: 37-1146 (369 amino acids)
Biological process (GO): phosphatidylinositol phosphate biosynthetic process
Molecular function (GO): inositol-1,4-bisphosphate 1-phosphatase activity
Source: RefSeq, a predicted model, not a curated record